Messenger RNA from Aspergillus calidoustus, 1971 nucleotides. The record is from the annotation of a GenBank genome assembly. NCBI's taxonomy places the organism in Eukaryota, Fungi, Ascomycota, Eurotiomycetes, Eurotiales, Aspergillaceae.
AUGAAGACUACGUGGAAAGAUAUCCCUCCUGUGCCCACCAGCCAGGAGUUCCUGGAUAUCGUCCUCAGUCGUACGCAGCGACAGCUGCCGACCCAGAUUCGUGCGGGCUUCAAAAUCAGCCGUAUUCGAGGAUUCUACACUCGAAAAGUCAAGUACACCCAGGAAACGUUCUGUGAAAAGUUCCAGGCGAUUUUGGAUGGAUUCCCCAGACUGCAGGAUAUCCAUCCUUUCCACAAGGAUUUGAUGAACACCCUCUACGAUGCCGAUCAUUUCAGAAUUGCCCUCGGUCAAGUCUCGACUGCGAAACACCUGAUCGAAACCGUGUCCCGCGACUAUGUCCGCCUCAUCAAAUAUGCACAAUCCCUGUUCCAGUGCAAGCAGCUGAAGCGCGCCGGUCUCGGUCGCAUGGCCACUAUCUGCCGUCGCCUGAAAGAUCCUCUCGUUUACCUCGAACAAGUCCGACAGCACUUGGGUCGUUUGCCAUCGAUUGACCCGAACACCCGCACUCUCUUGAUUUGCGGAUACCCCAAUGUUGGAAAGUCCAGCUUCUUGCGCAGCAUCACCCGCGCCGAUGUCGAUGUUCAGCCCUACGCUUUCACGACCAAGAGUUUGUUUGUUGGUCAUUUCGACUACAAGUACCUGCGAUUCCAGGCUAUUGAUACACCCGGAAUUCUCGACCACCCUCUUGAGGAGAUGAACACCAUCGAAAUGCAGUCCAUUACUGCCAUUGCCCACUUGCGGUCCGCCGUGAUGUACUUUAUGGAUCUUUCCGAGCAGUGCGGUUACUCCGUCUCCGACCAGAUCAAGCUCUUCCACAGUAUUCGGCCUCUUUUCGCCAACAAGCUCGUUUUCAUCGUGGUGAACAAGAUUGAUGUCCGACGACCGGAGGACCUCGAACCCGAACUGCAGGAGGAGAUGCAGAAGAUGCUCAAGACGGGUGAUGUCGAGAUGCUGCAGCUUUCUUGCACUACCACCGAAGGUGUAACAGAUGUCAAGAAUGCCGCUUGCGACAAGUUGCUUGCUGAGCGCGUAGCACAGAAGCUCAAGUCUGGAUCGAACAAUGCCGGCACUCCAGGUGGGAGACUCGGCGAUGUCCUGGCCCGUAUUCACGUCGCACAGCCCAUGGGUGGUGUGCAGCGUGAGACUUUCAUCCCUGACGCCGUCAAGGGUCUCCAGAAGUACGACAAGAACGACCCCAACCGGAAGAGACUGGAGCGGGAUCUCGAGGAGGAGAACGGUGGCGCUGGUGUUUACAACAUCGAUCUGAAGAAGACAUACACACUCGCAGACGACGAUUGGAAGCACGACAAGAUCCCCGAAGUCUGGAACGGCAAGAACAUUUACGAUUACGUGGAUCCGGAUAUCGAGGCUAAGCUCGCCGCUCUGGAGGAAGAGGAGGAGAAGCUCGAGGCCGACGGCUACUACGAGUCGGACGAGAGCGUCGAGGAUGCCGAAGACGCCGACACCCGAAUGAAGGCGGAUCUGAUCCGCGAAAAGCGCACCCUUAUGCGCAACGAGGCCAAGCUCCGCAAGUCCCUCAAGAACCGCGCGGCCAUCCCCCGCAGCGCAAAGGCCAAGAAGCUCUCGCAAAUGGAGCACGCCCUCGACGCAGCCGGCUACGACGGCGACGCCGCCGUUGCCCGCGCCCGGUCCCAGAGCCAAGUCCGCGGACGCACAUCGACCCGCAGCGAAAUCGACACUGGCGACGCCAUGGACGUCGACCAGAACGACCCCAAGCUGGCCAUUGCCCGCGCCAAGGUUCGCGCUCGCAGCCAAGCUGCUACAGAUCGUCUGCACGAUGGUGUUACCAGCGAGACCGCCCGCUCCAAGGCCGAGCGUCUAACCAAGCUGGGCCAGAAGAAGAUGAACCGCAUGGCCAGACAGGGAGAGGCCGAUCGUCACCAGACCGUCUCUCUCACCAAGCAUUUGGUCGCCGGAAAACGUGGCAUGGGCAAGACGCAACGUCGUUAA